UGACCAACAAUUUAAAACACUUACUCAAAUUUUACCAAUCAGUUGAAUUUAAUUGUCUACAAUAAGAAACUUGAUAAACAACAACAGUCAGUUAAUCAUCCUAUCAGCAACUUGUAAACAAUUAACAGUUAAUUCAUUCAAUUUGUAAACAAGUGUCAACUUAAUCAUCUUCAUCUUAAUUGUCCAAUACUUGAUUGACCAAUCCAACUGCAAUGAAUUCGUUAUCAAUUUUAAUCAUCUUAAUUGUGAGUUCAAUUCCACUGAUUAAAACGGCCUGGGUUCCCAAUGGGUCACCUUCAUUGGGCCCGAUUCGCAUGGACAAAAAGAGCGACGGAUUCCUCGAGGUUGGAUGUUACGGCGAUUAUGAUAAGGCCAUGUUCGCGCGAUUGGAUAGACUCUGCGAAGAGUGUUAUGAAUUAUAUCGAGUUCCCGAUCUAUUUACUCAAUGCAGGCAAAGUUGCUUUAGAAACGAUUAUUUUCCCAAAUGUAUUGAAGCUCUUAUGGUUACCAAUGAGAAGGAGAAACUUAUGGAAAUGGUUGACAUCUUAAAUCGAGGACGAAUAUCGUUUCAUCAGACAACAUAAUUAAAUUAAUCAUCGACACAAUUAACAGCUAAUUUAAUCUCUUUCAUCAGAUUUCAGUACUUCUAAAGUGAGCAAUUAAUUCUGCUUUCAAUUAAUUUGCAACCUAUUUUGAUUUUAGGCUUUUGAUUUCUUGUCUUUUCGUUUUCCAUUUUAAUUUACAAUUGACAAUCUAAUUUAAUGAGCAGCGACAAACUUUUUGACGAAACUUUGUCAACUUUGCUUACGUGAGAGACCGUCAAGAGACCCUUGUAUUUUAAUUACGAAUAUACUGAAAUAAAAUCAAUUGUGAUUGAAUUUUUUUGAUCAUCGUGAUACCAAAAUAAAUCAAA
Messenger RNA from Panonychus citri (citrus red mite), 913 nucleotides. RefSeq names its product crustacean hyperglycemic hormone-like. Gene Ontology annotation, molecular function: neuropeptide hormone activity. Gene Ontology annotation, biological process: circadian rhythm. The coding region runs from base 213 to 584 and encodes 123 amino acids. The transcript has 3 exons. NCBI's taxonomy places the organism in Eukaryota, Metazoa, Arthropoda, Arachnida, Trombidiformes, Tetranychidae. Gene Ontology annotation, cellular component: extracellular region. The record is from RefSeq and is a predicted model, not a curated record.